AUGGGACAACAGGAAAGAGACAGAGGUGGGGACAACAGGAAAGAGACAGAGGUGGAAAGAGUCAGAGGUUGGGAGCAACAGGAAAGAGACAGAGGUGGGGAAGGAGAGACAGAGGUUGGGACAACAGGAAAGAGACAGAGGUUGGGGACAACAGGAAAAGAGACAGAGGAAAGGAAAGACAGAGGUGGGGACAACAGGAAAGAGACAACAGGAAAGAGUCAGAGGUGGGGACAACAGGAAAGAGAGACAGAGGUUGGGGCAACAGGAAAAGAGACAGAGGAAAGAGGGGACAACAGGAAAGAGACAGGGUUGGGGACAACAGGAAAGAGACAGAGGUGGGGACAACAGGAAAGAGUCAGAGGUUGGGACAACAGGAAAGAGACAGAGGUGGGGACAACAGGAAAGAGACAGAGGUUGGGACAACAGGAAAGAGAUACAGAGGUGGGGACAACAGGAAAGAGACAGAGGUUGGGACAACAGGAAAGAGACAGAGGUGGGGACAAACAGAAAAGAGACAGAGGUGGGGACAACAGGAAAGAGAUAGAGGUGGGGCAACAGGAAAGAGACAGAGGUGGGGACAACAGGAAAGAGACAGAGGUUGAGAACAACAGGAAAGAGACAGAGGUUGGGACAACAGGAAAGAGACAGAGGUGGGGACAACAGGAAAGAGACAGAGGUUGGGACAACAGGAAAGAGACAGAGGUGGGGACAACAGGAAAGAGACAGAGGUGGGGACAACAGGAAAGAGACAGAGGUGGGGCAACAGGAAAGAGAGACAGAAAGGUGGGGGACAACAGGAAAGAGAGAGAGAGGUGGGACAACAGGAAAAAGAGACAGAGGUGGGGACAACAGGAAAGAGACAGAGACAGGUUGGGACAACAGGAAAGAGACAGAGGAAAGAGACAACAGGGAAAGAGACAGAGGUGGGGACAACAGGAAAGAGACAGAGGUGGGGACAACAGGAAAGAGAGACAGAGGUUGGGACAACAGGAAAGAAGAGAGAAAGAGACAGUGGGGAAAGAGGAAAGGAAAGAGAGAAAAAGACAGAGGUUGGGGACAACAGGAAAGAGACAGAGGUGGGGAAACAGGAAAGAGACAGAGGUGGGGACAGCAGGAAAGAGAGACAGAGGUGGGGAAAGAGACAGAGGGGACAACAGGAAAGAGACAGAGGUGGGGACAACAGGAAAGAGACAGAGGUUGGGACAACAGGAAAGAGACAGAGGUGGGGACAACAGGAAAGAGACAGAGGUGGGACAACAGGAAAGAGAUAGAGGUUGGGACAACAGGAAAGAGACAGACAGGGGACAACAGGAAAGACACAACAGGAAAGAGACAGAGGUGGAAAGAGGACAGGAAAGAAAGAGACAGAGGAUGGGACAACAGGAAAGAGACAGAGGUGGGGACAGGAGGAAAGAGGAUGGAGGAAAGAGGAAAGAGGAUGGGAAACAGGAAAGAGGAGGGACAACAGGAAAAGAGAUAGAGGAUGGGACAACAGGAAUGAGACAGAGGUGGGGACAACAGGAAAGAGAUAGAGGUGGGGAAACAGGAAAGAGAUAG
This is a messenger RNA of Haliotis rubra (blacklip abalone), 1557 nucleotides long. Its product is annotated as trichohyalin-like. The record is from RefSeq and is a predicted model, not a curated record. The coding region runs from base 1 to 1557 and encodes 518 amino acids. NCBI's taxonomy places the organism in Eukaryota, Metazoa, Mollusca, Gastropoda, Lepetellida, Haliotidae. The transcript has a single exon.